Molecule: messenger RNA, 2151 nt
Organism: Erythranthe guttata (spotted monkey flower)
Lineage: Eukaryota; Viridiplantae; Streptophyta; Magnoliopsida; Lamiales; Phrymaceae
Source: RefSeq, a predicted model, not a curated record
CCAACAGGUGUAAAGAUGCAUGAAUUUUAAGCAUUUGAAAAGUAACUAUUGUUUAAAAUCCAAUUAUUAACCAUGGUUAAAUCCAACUCUAGUUAGGGUUAACCCGAUUUUUUUUUUUUUAUUAUAUAAGAAACAUGAGAUGAAACCCUGCAAUAGUCACUACCAAUUUUCUCAAUUGCAUAUACAUUUUGUGCACUUUUUCAGGUUUCUUAUUUCAAUUUGGUGGAAAAGAUAGAUAGAUAAAACCCCAACCAGCUCAAACACCCGCCGAUUCAAACUCCUCAAUUUUAUCAGUACUUGGCGCAAUUAAAUAUUAAACGGUUCGCUGUUUUGUGGAGAUCGUUACCUAUAUCAGUGCAAUUUUUUCGUGUUUCUAGUGAGCUAUCAGUGGGUGCACUUCUGCUGUUGUAUUGCCAUAUCAAGAGUACCGUCGAUAAUCUAGUGAAGCGUCGAAUAUGGAGUGCAAUAGAGAUGAAGCGAUGAGGGCAAAAUCUAUCGCAGAGGCGAAGUUGGAGCAGAGGGACUUUUUUAGUGCAAAAAAGUUCGCCUUGAAAGCACAAAAUCUGUACCCAGGCUUGGAUGGUAUUUCCCAGCUGCUGAUGACACUCGAUGUGUACAUUUCAGCAGAAAACAAAAUUAACGGGGAAACGGAUUGGUAUGGAGUGCUAGCUGUGAGCCCUUCUGCCGACGAGAACACGAUAAAGAAACAGUUCAGGAGAUUGGCUCUUCUGCUGCACCCGGACAAGAACAGCUCUAUCGGUGCAGAUGGUGCGUUCAAGCUUAUCUCCGAGGCCUGGAAGUUGCUGUUGGACGAGGACAGAAGGUUGGCCUACAACCAACGAAGAGGAAUUAUCGGAUUCCAGCAGAGAAUUCCGGCACACACUGGCGGUGCACCUUCAGCGCACACUAGUUGUGCACCAUCAACACCCUGCACUACCGGUGCUCCAUCAGCGCACGCUGGUUGUGCUCCAUCAGCACCAGGCACUAGCGGUGCUCCAUCAGCGCACACUGGUGGCGCUUCAUCAGCACCAUGCACUAGCGGUGCUCCAUCAUCGCACACUGGUGGUGCUCCAUCUGCACACACUGGCUUUCGUCCACAAGUUUACACAGGUGCUAGUCCAUCGGCAUGCACUGGCGACCAUCCACCAGCACAACCAGGUGUCGGUCCGUCGGCACGCCCCGCUGGUCGCCCCCCAGCUCACACCUCUGUCCCGCCAGCAUAUACCAGCGGCCCAUCAGCAUAUUCCAGCAGCUCGUCAGCACCACCUGGAGCAAGAACUACAGUCCCGAAGGCACAGAAGAAGACUGCCAAGGUGCCCUCAAAACCAGCUCCUACUCCACUCUACAAGAAAAACAGUGAUACUUUCUGGACAAUAUGUAAUCUCUGCAACAUGCAGUACGAGUACCUCCGGAUGUAUCUGAACAAUAUUCUCCGCUGUCCAAGCUGUAAGAAGCCAUUUAUGGCGUUAGAGAUGGCUCAACCUCGUUUUUCCAAAAAAUGCAAGCCUGUGCCUUAUCAGGCAAAGAAGAAGCCGUCUGGUAAUUCAACCACUCAAAAUGCUGAAGAUCCGGCUCCUUCUGUGGCGUCAAGAGAACCCACUUUUGUUGUGAUAAGCCAGCUUCCAAGCGAUAAGAAGCGAAGAAGUCGUCCGGCCCCAUCAUCUGAUCCAUGUCCUAAGAAAGCAAAAGUAGAUGUUGCUAGUGACAGUUCCGGAAUGAACAGUAAUAUGGCACAGGGAUCUGCAAGUGUGUCUGGAUCGAAUAUUUACGAUUUUCCUGGCAUGAAUCGUAAUAUUCCACAGGGGUUUGGCGGCUUUGCAACUACAGCUGGAACUGGAGCAACAACGUAUGGUUUUCCUGGCAUUAACCAUAACGCUGCACAUGGAUUUGGUAGCUUUGUGGCUACAUCUGGAUCUGGAUCAAAGACUUAACUGAAUACACAGAUAUGGGACCUCAUUUGUGGACUAAUUGAUCUUCGUCAGCUAUAUAUGUUAAUUCUUUUGUACUUUUAUCUUCGCCACAUGAGAGAUUGGUUAUUCUUGAUUGAGAUGUGUGGUGAAAAGAGAAGAGAGGUUAUUUUUAGGUAAAAUAUUUAUGAUAAUCUAUGCCUUGUCUGUAGAAAGUUAUAACGUCAAAUUCAAAUUUAUUUAU